This is a messenger RNA of Cricetulus griseus (Chinese hamster), 6748 nucleotides long. The record is from RefSeq and is a predicted model, not a curated record. Lineage: Eukaryota; Metazoa; Chordata; Mammalia; Rodentia; Cricetidae.
AAUGGGUGUGACUCACAGAGAGAAGUAGAGAAGACUUCACAUACACAGGUCGCAGAUCUCCCUGGACACCUUGAGAGGAUCAGCUUGCUGAGGGCGGGCAGCACUUCCUUCCCCUGGGCAAGUCAGGAAGGUGAAAAGCAGCUGUCCAAGUCACCAGCGGCUUCUGCAUCCCCAGUCAUCUUCAGUGAGGACUCCAUCUUUUAUUGUGCAUGAAAGAAGCGUCCCUAUCACGUACAGGAGAAAGAAAAUGUUGUUGUUGUUGUUUUGGGUGUCGGCCCUCCUGGUCCUCUGUGCUUUUCUGUGGAAUUACAAAGGACAACUGAAGAUAGCAGACAUCACUGACAAGUACGUCUUUAUCACUGGAUGUGACACAGGCUUUGGAAACUUAGCAGCCAGAACUUUUGAUAAAAAGGGGUUCCGUGUCAUUGCUGCCUGCCUGACUGAGUCAGGAUCGACCGCUUUGAAGGCCACAGCGUCAGAAAGACUUCACACAGUGCUUCUGGAUGUCACCAACCCAGAGAAUGUUAAGAAGACUGCCCAGUGGGUGAAGAGCCAUGUAGGGGAAAAAGGUCUCUGGGGACUGAUCAAUAAUGCUGGUGUCCUUGGAGUGCUGGCUCCCACUGACUGGCUGACAGUGAACGACUACAGAGAACCCAUUGAAGUGAACCUGUUUGGACUCAUCGACGUGACACUGAAUAUGCUUCCACUGGUCAAAAAAGCUCGAGGGCGUGUUAUCAAUGUCUCCAGCAUUGGAGGCAGGCUUGCAUUCGGCGGAGGGGGCUACACUCCAUCCAAAUAUGCGGUGGAAGGUUUCAAUGACAGCUUAAGGCGGGACAUGAAAGCUUUUGGUGUGCAUGUCUCAUGUAUUGAACCAGGACUGUUCAAAACACAACUGGCAGAUCCAAUCAAGACAACUGAAAAAAAACUAGCCGUUUGGAAACACCUGUCUCCAGACAUCAAGCAACAAUAUGGAGAAGGCUACAUUGAAAAAAGUCUACACAAACUGAAAAGUAAUACAUCCUUUGUGAACUUGGACCUCUCUCUAGUGGUAGAGUGCAUGGACCACGCUCUAACAAGUGUCUUCCCCAAGACUCGCUAUACUGCUGGAAAAGACGCCAAGACAUUUUGGAUACCUCUGUCUCACAUGCCAGCAUUUUUACAAGACUUUUUAUUGCUGAAACAGAAAGUAGAGCUGGCAAAUCCCAAAGCAGUGUGACUCAAUGGACUACAAAUGCCUGCCCCAAGUCUUGGGGUUGGCUGAUUUCAAAGACUUACCAUUUCAAUCUCGGUCUUUACCAGACCCAACGUGGACUCAUUUUGACCAUGCUUCUGUGUAUAAAAGAGGGAGUCCCAUGGUCCCUUAACAAGGUCAGAGAAGACCUAUCAUAUAUGCCAUUCUUGCCUGAUACUGAAGCCUUGGUAGGAUGAAAGGGAAACUGAAAGACUUCUCAAUCCAAAAUAUGUGUGCUGCUACCUGGCCCUUGCUGUUUCAGUAAUCCAGAAUGUUAAGAGUUGUCUUUUAUCAAAACACUGAGAGAUAAGAAGUCUUUCGUAAGUGGGCCUGAUGGCUCUGGUAGCUCACAGAGGAGAAGGCUCAGGCUGGAACUCACUAGGUUCUGAUAAACUUUGACAGGAACAAGAAAGUGAUAAAGCACACUGUCACACAGAGCACUGGUAUGAAGUGAGAGGCGGUGAGAAACAGACAGAAGAAAUGCAAAUAGAAGGACAGAAACAACAGGGAAGGCAAUGAGAGGCAGGGACUGCAACACAAGCUCCAUACUCCAGAGGGACACAGAGGAGGCACUACAGUGACUACUGGGACCACCAUCAUCCCAGUUGGUCCUAGUCCUGGAGGCACUUCACAUCUGGCUUCAUCUGUUUCAGUCAGCCACAUCACGCCAGAAGUUCACCAGCUCUGUUGGCCACAGCCACUCCUCAUUUCAACAGCCAGGCUCCAUUUCACAGCUUCAGACUCUGUCUGGCUUGGUGUCCUUUGACUUUCCAGAUGUCCCAAGGCUGCCAAGAUCUUCGGAAUCUGAAGGAAACUCCUUUGCUGAUCUUCCCACCAUACUAGUCUAAUUGCUCAACCUUCCAAGUCUGUCUUCGUUUUGCCUUUUCCUGAGAUCAUUUUGAUUUUUCUUAUUCUUUUAAGUAGCUACAAUUUGCUGCGUCUUCCAACCAAAAACUAAGUGGCAUUCAGUCUCCCGUUAAGAUCAAGCUUGCCGACUGCAUUAACCGUGUUAGCAGUGUGCCAGCUACUCUUCUGCAAUGCUUUUGAGUACUUCCUCCUUAGCUGUAGCUCUGCCAUCAGCUUCCCCUCAGAGAAGGCUCAAUAGACCAUGGUGGUUACACUUCACCUGUUGAUUCAGAGAUACUGUGAAGGAGCCUGCUGCCAUAAUAAGCCAUCCUGAGCCCAGGGGUCACCAAACAAGUCGAAUGAGUGUCAAAAACAAAUUACUUAUUUCUGUGGCUGAAAGCAGGGCAUGUCUAAACUGUCCAGAGUAAAGAAAAUCUCUUCCAUUUAAAAUGUCUUCAAGAACCCUAAAACAUCUGUGGGCAGCUCAGCCUAGUGUAUGAUAAGGAAAAUUCCCAGGAAGAUUCUAAGAAAAAUGCUCAAAUUUCACCCUUCUUUGUGGUAUUAGUCCUAACAGUUUUUGGUGGUAUAUGAUAUCUCGAAGAUUCAUUUACUGAUGUGGAGGAAAUAGCCAGACAUUCUCGAAAUGAAAAAAAAAAAACAAAACAAAACAAAAAAACCUCUGGUAUCUACAAGUGAUUUAUACCAAUUUUAAUCUAAGUGACCACCUCCUAUAUUCUUGCAUGCCAAACAAGACAAUUCUGAUUUGUUUUGUUUUGUUUAACUUAUUUUUAUUUUAUGUGCAUGGGUGUUUUGCAUGGGUGCUAGCUCCCCUAGAACUGGAGUUUACAGACAAUUGUGAGCUGCCAUGUGGGUGCUGGGAUUGAACUCCCGUCCUCCAGAAGAGCAGUCAGUACUCUUAACCACUGAGCCAUCUCCAGUCCAACAAUUCUGAUAGUUAAAUUUUUCCUUAACCCCACGGUUAUUUUUACCCUUCUUUUUGUUACUGGGAGUCAAAUAUCCAGGCUCUGACACAAGAGCCCAUUGAAUACCACUGAGCUACACCACACUCCAGCCUUUAAUUUAUUUUUCAAAAAGAAAAUGUUUAUAGUUCCCACCAUACUUUCUGAAGCAUUGUACUAACCAAAGCACUCCUGCCAGCUGCUUAACAAUUUCCAAGCUCUCUUGUUAGUACACUUUCCAGAGAAAGAUCCAGAUCCACAGUCCAACUGUGUGCCUAGAAAUAGGAUAUAACCUGAAAUAGGUCAAGCAAGGACAACCCAACCCUCUGUCGUUCUCUGUAGUCAGUAACUUCCCUAAAGUGACCUACUUCACUUCCGUUAGAGAAAUUUAAUCCCAGCACUCAGGAGGCAGAGGCAGGCAGAUCUCUGUGAGUUCGAGGCCACCCUGGUCUCCAGAUCAAGUGCCAGGAUAGGCUCCAAAGCUACACAGAGAAACCCUGUCUCAGAAAAAAAAAAAAAAAAAAAAAAAAAGGAUUCCACUAUGGAUUUGUAGCCUACAUUGUAGACAACAGCCAUCUAAUCAUCCACAGGGAAAAGUUUACUCUCAGUCUUUGGUCUGGUUUUCCUCCUCCAUGGCAGUUAUAACUUGAGUAUAUAUGAACCAAAAUGGCGGAACCUGGGUUAUGAAACAGACAAUGCAGAAAAGAGCCUUCCCACUAGAGUAAUUAGAAAAGUAAUCCAGUUGGUGAUUUAGUGGAUGCUCUGUGUGUUUCAGAGUCUUAGUGCAGUUGCUAUGUGUUCCAGGAACAGUUUAAUCUAAACCUCACCAUGUCUCAGUCAGUUGUGCAUUUUAGACAUGGGGAAAUGAAAUCAUAGCCGACUGGGUGAUUUUCUGUAUUUUAGAGUGCUAGUCAUCUUGGGUCAGGACUCACCCAGACAGCCUCAUUUGAAAGACCAUGUGAUAUAGUAUAUAAUAAAGAAUCCAAGGCUUGCAGUCUUCAUAAACACUGAUUCUGACUGCACAAAAAUGAAACCUUCAUUAAAGUCUAACAUUAGUCUUGCCUACUCAGUAAUGAUCGUAAGUACAAGUGGCACAUAGUUUUGAGAAAUGUAAAGAUACACUCAUUUUUGUUUUUAUAAAUUCUACUUUUAUUUUUUCUCACUUAUGAUAAAAUACCAUGAGCAUUUAUACAAAGUAUCUCCCAUCUUAGGGGGUUUUGAAAUUUCUGAAUUUCUUUUACCUGUUUCUCUUUUCUUCGUUGUUAUUGUUGAUUUUGUCCACAUGUUGUUACCUGCUUAAGGAAUUUAUUUGUGAUCACUUUUCAUUAAUCUCAAUAAUGAGCUUUGGUAACCUCUCCUCACCCAUCUAAAAAGUCUUUAACUUUUAAAAUCAGACAAAAAGAUAAACACCAAAGAUUAGCAUAUUAGCAAAAAAUAAUAAUAAAAAUGAGCAUACAAAUACCAAGUUUCUUAUUGCUGUUUUCUUUUGUUUUUGCUUUUGCUUUGAAUAAAAACUUGGUGGACUGUCCUGGUCCCUGUGGCUAGAGACAACCUAGGAACUCUAGAACAGACAUCUCCAGAAUGAGCUAAGAGCCUCAAGCACUACCACACUGCAAUCUAAGAAAAUGCCAGGCUCUUACUGAACCUUAUACUUUGAUGGGAAGAGACCAAGUAACCCAGUGUCUGUCUCUGGAACGUGUCCUGGGGAACAUUCUCAGUGUCACACACUUCAGCCCCCACGCUACUGAAGAAUGAAAGGCCACCACUUUGUAAUUACCUUGCCAACUAGCUCCAGCUGCUAGAACACUUUUAUUAUUUUUGAGUUAAGUCUUUUGGGGGAGAGGAAAGAAAGGGCACCCACUCCUGCUUCCAUCAUCAUAAUAAGGGUUUCCAUUAACUUUCCAGACGAACCCAAGCCAAGCCCCAGCCCAGAAUGGUAUCCAUGUGUUUUCUAUAAAUUCUGGCUUUUACCCAGAAGAUGCAUUUAGCAUUCUCUUUUACAAAUUAGAAACCUAAUAUCCAGUCUUCCAUCUAUAAUAAUCUAAGAUCCCUAAAUUCUCCAUCCUUGAAGUGCUGUCUGAGAAAAAAGAAAGAAAGGGAGAAGGAAGAAAGAAGAGCUACCUAUCACACAAUGAAUUUUAAACUCAGUGCUUCCUUUGAAUUCUUUCUGGCAUUCCAGAGCCACCGUAGAUUAGCAAUUUUCAAACUCUGAGUACUGAAAAUUAUGUAAGACAAGCCUCUUGGCUAAUGACUCCAAAUAUUUUCUCCAUUCCAUGUAACUGUUCUCUUUUUUUUUUUCACAUCUCUGUGUGGGGUGGGGAAAGAGAGAGAAAGAAGAGAGAGAGAGAGAGGGCUGUGUGGUGAUCAGAAUAUAACUUGUGGGAGUCAAUUUUCUCCUUCCACUAUGUGACUCCAAGAUUUCCACUGGGUAGAACUCAAGUAGUGAGGCUUAGCAGCAAUUGCCAUUACCCGAGGAGUCAUCCAGUAGACCCCACGCCCUGGGACUCUAAGAGGAUGGUAGAGAAAGGUGAGCAAGUGCUUCUCUUUCUUCCUGCUCUCCAACCCCUACUGCAAGAAUCCGUGUAAGAAACUCGGAUUCUCUUCAUUAGCAUCAAUACAAACUGUCAUUUUCAUGUUUCACAAAUUGCCUUCAAAAAACUAAGUAAAAUUUUUCUGGUCAGAUCCUUAGCCUCCAAGCCCUCAACUGUUAUUUAGAACUUGUCUCUCCUCCCUCCAGGCCCCUCUUUCACCUCCACACUGGGAAGGGAUCGGGUCUGAGGGGAACCUUCCAUCCAUGGCCCCACUGGAGACAGAAACAGGUUGUGUUGACACAGAAGGUGAUAUGAGGACAUAGAAUCUGGAAAAAACAGUUCUGUAAGUUCAAACCACAGAAGACCUCGAUAAAGGUACAGAUUUAUCUGUGUGUUCUGUGCAAGAGGCAGCUCAAAACGAGUCAAUAGUGAUGUAAUCAUGUGAUAUAACCAUCCCUCUACCUCCAUAAGGAAAAAAAAAAACAUGAAUGAUACCCUGAUCUUGGCUAAAUUUGUUCAAAAUUUCAUCUUGUGUAAUCAUCAUAGGUGCUACUAUUUACAUAAAAGCAUUUCAUACAUAUAUUACACAUUGAGCAUAGAUCCCACACCCUCUGCUCUCUCUUUCUCAUCCUCCCCACCCCUGUUUGUCCCUAGACAGUUUCAAGUCCACUUUUAUGUCAUUUAUACAGAUAAGAUACAGAUAUGUAUGUGUACAAAAUCCAGGACUCAAAUGAAAAAAAAAAGAUAUUUGUCUUUUUGAAACUGGCUUAUUUAGGUAAGUAUAAUUAUCUCUGGUUGCAUAAGCUUUUCCGAAAAUAAUGUUCUUCUUUAUGGCUGAAAAGCAAUUCCUUUUGUUUAGGCUACAAUAUUUUGUUUAUCCAUUCAUCUCUGUUGCUGGAUAUGUAGUUUGGCUCUGUAACUUAGCUACUAUGACUGGCGACACAAGAAACAAUAAUAAGUAUACAUCUCUGUGGCUUGACGUCUUCUGGAAAAAUACCCAGCAGUUGUAUAGUAGGGUCACAUGGCAAUCUAUUUUCAAUUUUUUAAUAAAGUGGACUAGUUUACAUCCCACCAGCAGUAUAUACGAUAAAAAUUUGCUUUGAUCCAUAUUCUCACCAGCAUUUUUUUUCUUAAUGUCUGCUUGGCCUAAAAUUUAAAUAAAUAACAUACAGAAGAAGGUU